Leguminivora glycinivorella is the source of this 6149-nucleotide messenger RNA. Its product is annotated as putative leucine-rich repeat-containing protein DDB_G0290503. Bases 1 to 4074 code for a protein of 1357 amino acids. Lineage: Eukaryota; Metazoa; Arthropoda; Insecta; Lepidoptera; Tortricidae. The transcript has 9 exons. The record is from RefSeq and is a predicted model, not a curated record. Gene Ontology annotation, molecular function: lipid binding. Gene Ontology annotation, biological process: lipid transport; lipoprotein metabolic process. Gene Ontology annotation, cellular component: extracellular region.
AUGUUGCUGGUGCCUUUCGAAGUCCGUAUCGUGGUCCUGGGAAAGAGGUUGGAUGCCCUGGAAGGCAGGCUACUGGAACAUUACACAGAGGUGGCGCACUCGACAUCAGUCAAGUUCCUGGACAGCAAGGAAGUGUACCUGGAGUUCAGCGGAAACCUGGUGCCUGUCACCAAGUCUGGUUCCCAACCCAUGUUCAAGUUCGAGGCAUUCAAAGACAACCGCGUGGAGUUCCCGGUGCGUGUGAAGCAUCACGAGGAGAGCCCCUCCGGUCGUAUCUACUUCAUGAACGAACCCAAGGUGCCAAAGGGCGAACAGUCUCAGACACCAGCAUGCGUUCUAGACGUGGAGCUGCCCGAGAGGAUCGCGCCACGCGCUGGCAAAAGCCAGGUCGACUGCCUGAACCUCGACCAGUCUGGCUUCGACGCGCUGAAGGACGAGCUGAGCUUUCACAGCUGGGACCACCAUCACCACCACGGACCUAUCGCGCCGCCGCCGCCGCCGCCUCUCAACGGACACUCAGACGACGAGUUGAUUAUUACGAAUGGCGAUGUGAAAUAUCCUACAAAGGACUCCGAAGAUACUGUCAUCAAACCACAACCCAAUGGUGACACCAAUCACGUCGACUCCAACAAAGUCAAGGCGACAUUCGACUCCGAUGAGGACAAAACUCCUAUGAACACCCUCGAGAAAGGAGACAAGGAAAAAGGAAAGAAGAAGGAGGGUUUCCUUGGAGGUCUCGCCGACAAAGUCAAACACGUCUUCAGCCACAGCCAAGACGAGGAUGACAAGGACUCACCCAAACCCAAACACAGAGAGUCCAAGGAAAAGAGCCCACCAAAACAAAAGAAAGAUAAGAACUCCCCCAAACGAGAAGAUAAAGAAAAGAGCCCGCCUAAACAGAAAGAAAAGACUCCUAAACCUGAAGAAAAGGAAAAGACACCACCCAAACCAGCCCCCAGACUCAUUAGCGAAGAUCUACUCGAAAAAGUCGAUGAUGUAUUCAAGGAUCUUAAAACGAAACCGAAGGACAAAGAAGAAGAUCUCAACAGUGAAGUGUACACAACCCGUCUUGUUGUCGAUGAAGACAGACCGGCAAACUUGCAAAAUAUUACUGAAGAGGUGUAUGAACAAUACGCUAAUAUGCAGCCGGUUGAAACGCCUAUGAAAGUUCCCAAGAAAGACCCAUUCGCGUAUCCUACAGUGUGCUGUGACGGCCCGAAAGGACCCAAGCACAGUCACGAAGAAACUUCUACCUUACUCGACCAAAUUGAGCAAGCUAAGUUCGCCGCACAUGAAAAGUUGCACGAUGUUGGCGACAAAGUACAAAGCAAUGUGGAUGAAGGUGUUGCUAAGUUGGGCCAAGAAAAAGAUAAGUUACAACGCCAAGCCUCUGAAUUAAAGGACGAUCUGAUUAUCAAAGAAGAAAACUUCAUAAAGAGUGCUAAAGCUCAUGCCAAUGAUGCCAAACAGACAACUGAAGACGGUCUUAAUAAGCUCGCAGACUCCGCGCAUAAAGCUCACGAUGACAUUAAUGCUAAUGCUGCGGAUGUCCAGUCGAAUAUUGCCAACGAAUUCGACAAUCUCAAAUCCUCAACAAACGAUACUUAUGAGAAUAUCGCUUUUGCUGUAGGAGAUACUAAGCAAAAUUUGAUAAACAAAGCUCAUACAUUGGAUUUCCUUGCGCAAGAACAAGCGGAAGAGCUGAAGAACAGAGGACAUGAGCACAUGUCACAAAUCGGACAAAAGGCGAAAGAAGGCGCCAAUGCCGUCAGCGACACCUUCCACGCUGUACAAGAUAGUGCCAACCACAAAGCCCAGGAACUUAAAGCAGGUGCUAAAGAAACCGCCGAUAAUAUUAAAGAUAAAACGAACGAAAAAUUACACGACCUUGGUGAAUCCAUAGACAGCACUAAAGAAAAAGCCGAGGAGACCGCUGCUGAUCUUAAGGAUAAAGCGAAAAAAGAAAAGGAAAAGGCUAAAAAAGAGGCCAAGAAAGCUAAGAAAGAAGGCAAGAGCUUCAUUACCGGCCUAGUAAGCAACAUCUUCGGUGAGAAAGAAAAGAUUGAAAAGGAAGUGAAAGGAAAAGUUGCUGAAGGCAAAGAUGCCGCUAACAAUUUGUUAGAUGAAGCAGCGGCCAAAAAAGAUGAGAUCAAGGAAGCUGUUGAACACAAACACGAUGAACUAAAAGAUGGUGCUCAUCGCUUAGCUGAUAAUGUAAAUGAAAAAGCUAAGGAAGCUGAAAAGGCCUUACACGAUAAGAAAGAUGAGUUAGAAAAAGCGGCACAUGACAAAAAGGAAGAAGCUAAACAUGCGGCCCAAGAAGUCGGUGAUGCUAUUCACAGUAAAACUCAGGAGGUUAGUCAAGCUAUCCACGACAAAAAAGAAGAGGUCGGUAAAACUGUAACUGACAAAAAGGAUGAAAUUACUAAUGCUGUUCACGAUACUACGGAACAGGUCGGCAAAGCUAUCAGUGAUAAAAAGGAUGAAGUCGGACAGGCUAUCCACGACAAAAAGGAAGCCAUUCAGGACAAGGCACAAGAAGUUGGCAAAGCUAUUCACGAUAAGACGCAGGAGGUUUCUAAUGCAGUUCAAGACAAGGCUAAUGUAGUAAGUACGGCUAUUCACGAUAAAAAGCAAGAGGCAGAACACGCUGCCCAGGAAUUCGGUAAAGCUGUUCACGACAAAACGCAAGAAGUUUCCAAUGCUGUUCACGAUAAGGCGCAAGAAGUUGGCUCGGCUAUUCAUGAUAAGAAGGAACAAGUUUCACAUGCGGCUCACGAAUUCGGCCAGGCUGUUCACGAUAAAGCAGAAGGCGUUUCGAAUGCUGUUCAUGAUAAGGCGCAGGAAGUUGGGUCAGCUAUCCAUGAUAAGAAGGAACAAGUUUCACACGCUGCUCAUGAAUUCGGCCAGGCUGUCAACGACAAGACACAAGACGUUUCGAAUGCUGUACAUGAGAAGGCACACGAAAUUGGCACCGCUAUCCAUGAUAAGAAGGAAGAGGCUUCACACGCGGCUCACGGAUUCGGCCAGGCCAUUCACGACAAGGCACAUGGUGUCAGUUCCGCCAUUCACGACAAAGCCGACGAAGCCAAACACACACUACAAAACAAAGCAGCAGAACUAGGAAACGCAAUCCACGACAAGAAAGCACAAGUACAAAACGUCACAGAAUCAGAAAUGGACAGAAUAAGACAAACCGCCGAACAGACCACCGACCAAAUUAAGAAAUCAGCCGAAGACACGAUCAACGCUGCCGCUGACAAAAAAGCGGAGCUACAAGAGAACCUGUCAAAUAAAUUCGACGACCUACAAAAGAAGGGUCACGAUGAACUACAACACAUCCAAAACGCCGCAAGCGACAAGGCUAGCGAUCUACAGCAGGCGUCUAAAAAUGCGUUCGACCACGUACAAGACUCGGCCUUAAGUACUUUCGAUAAAGUCGAAAGUUCAGCUAAGGACAAAGUGAGCGACGCAAAAGACCAGUGGGAAGAUUUACAGAGUUCCACCAGAGAUACUUAUGCUGAUUUCAGAGAUGACGUCCACGGUUUGGAAAGCUCCGCGCAAGACACGCUACACAGCUUCCAGAGUUCUGCCGGGAACACAUUUGACAGCUUAGAUGAUUCGGCUAAAGAAUUUUUGGGUGGUGUUCAGAGUUCGACGCAAAGUUUCGAGAAUAAUUCUAAGGACCUGUUUGGUGAUAUGAAGGAGUCUUUCGAGGGCUUCCAAGUUUCUGCUGAGAAUCAACUGGAGGAUGUGAAAGGGGGUGUUAAAGAGAGGUUGGAAGAUACUAAGGAUGCGGCGGCGGAGAGGUUGGAAGAUGUUAGUGCGAGGCUGGAGGGGGUGAGAGAGGGGGCGAAGGAGGGGGGACAGGCGGUGGCGGAGGCGGCGGCCAACGAGGCGGAUAAAUUCACGAGCAGUCUAAACGAUUUGGGCAACUCCGUGUUUGGAUCUUCGGGCAAAGGUUUCAUGAAGGAUUCCAGCACAAAAUUAUUAGAAUCGGAGAAAGCACAGUCAUCGCCCUCACCACACAAAAAGGGCUCGGGUUUUUUCUCCAAGCUACGGCGCAGUCCGUGAGGCGACCAAUAGCAACGCUCCGCGGUUAAGACGAAAGGCGAUUGGCGGACGGGAUAAUGUAAACAAGAUGGCGGUUACUUUGUGUUUGUCACAAACACCGAACACAAACACGACAUCCUCAUGCUUGGCAGAAUUGCCCAUUUGUCGAAAACCCCUUAGACUUGUGCAUAAAGUCGACACCGAUGAACACCGUAAACUCCAAACAUCUAUAGACGCGUUCGUGUUUGUUCUUCGCUGUUUGCCAAGCGUGUGGAGGUGCCAUUACAUUUUAAAAAUAUAGGGUAUUCUGCUUUAGUCGUGUUGGCCCUUCCUGUAAGCUUCAUAGAUAUAAGGUGACGUAAAGUAAUUUGUAUUUCACUAACAAUUUCGGAUAAAUUAGUGAUAAUAUUAUGUUUAACCAUUGUUAUUGAUUUAAUAAGAGAAAAUAAAUGAUAAACAAUCGGUGGUACGGUUACUUGUUAGAAUUGUAUCAAUAGUUACAGCUAUCUGUAUAGAUGAUAGUUUUCCAAAUAAUUUUGUAACAUUUUAAACUAACUUUAAAAGUUACAAAAAUGUGUGGGUCGUUGAUGUGUUCAAAAAUGUAACCUGCCAUUGAUUUUUAAAUAAGUUGGAAGUUUUAUAGAGUUGAAUUUUAUAGGGUAGAUAUGGUUUAAGCAGAAUCGAAUACCUUGCCUUAAUUGUCAAUAGCAGGAGGUAAAGGUCACUACACACCAGAUACUUAAGCCAGCGUCUGAUUUCAGUACACUUUGUAAUGUAUGACAUGAAAACCUUAUUGGUUAUUUAAGUGCCAAGUGGUCAAUUACCGGUCACUAGUCAACUAUAGGGACAACCAUCCUAGUUACAAUUUCUUUUCAGUACAGAAGGUGGUUUUUUUUACGCAAUAGUGUGGUUCAUUUCCUGUCAGGUCGAAACUUCGGAGGGCCAUCUGAAACAUACUGAAAAACGUCGUACGAUACACGUGCGAAAAGGAAAUUCGUAACUCGUUUCUAUUAAAAACACUCUUCGGUCGUGUUUUAAUUUAUCGCCACUCGUUUCGAACUUCCUUUUCUCCGCACUUGUAUCUUAAUGUACUAUUCUAUGUGUUCUUGGCUUACAAAAGCUUUAAGCAAAGGCUAAAAAAGAACAGGAAGUCGUGUAGGUACUCGUGUCACUUACGUACGUAUUAGAUGUGUAUGGGCCUUAAAAUACUCUGAAUAGAAUAUUUGCAGUGUCGUGUCUUCAAAAAACACACGUAAGUAAGCAAAUGGUUAAUUUUCCCGCAACUUUUUAUACUUUAAUAAGACUACCAGUUGCCUUUACUCCCUCGACAAUAGCUUAAUUUCCCGCCUAUAAUUAAUUGGUGUCUUCAUGUUUUAUUGUGGAAGCCACUAGGUGGCGUCCACUAGGCUGGCCGAGUCGAGUCUCAUCAAUUCGCCUUCUGCAUUUCUUAUGAAACUGCGUCCAACUCCAUUAGCGACGCGUCGAUCGCAUUCAGAUGUAUGAGGACUCGAUUGAACGCGGCUCGAUUCCGGCUAAGUAGAUGCCAGGCUUUAAGGGCACAAGUGUGUGUGUGUGUUACAAGGAUGUUAUUUGUUCAUAGAGGUGCUUGGACGGUGGCCACAACUAAAGUUAUCUUUAAAUAUAAUGUUACUGUGGGACAAUGCAAGUAUAGAUAGAUAUAUAGAUAGAAUACUCUUUUUUGGCACACCUCAGCAAAAGAUACAGUGGAGACAAAACAAAUGAUUAUAAAUAGAGGCAGACAACAGGCGGUCUUAUCGCUAAAGUGCGAUCUUGACCAGACAACCUUAAGGGUAGGUAAUAAAUUUUUGUAGAUAUUCUUUAUUCAAAGAUGAUCUUUUUAGACACUCCUCAGCGAGUUGACUGGACGGCGUUAUAGAAGUAAUGGUAUAUCUACCUAAGUACCUAUAUGUAAUUAUUACAAAUCGAAAUAAAAAUAUCAUGUUUGUAAAAUUAUUGAGCUACCGUUAGAUAAAAAAAUACUGAAUUUUUUACAAAUGCCUUGUUGUCAGCCAAGAAUUGUAAGUUGUCUUUUAUUUGAAAAGAUCUGGUUAAUUAACUCCAUCUAUGUACACUAA